Molecule: messenger RNA, 2442 nt
Organism: Pelmatolapia mariae (spotted tilapia)
Lineage: Eukaryota; Metazoa; Chordata; Actinopteri; Cichliformes; Cichlidae
Gene: nkiras1
Product: NFKB inhibitor interacting Ras-like 1
Exons: 4
Coding region: 120-698 (192 amino acids)
Biological process (GO): Ral protein signal transduction; canonical NF-kappaB signal transduction
Molecular function (GO): GTP binding; GTPase activating protein binding; GTPase activity
Source: RefSeq, a predicted model, not a curated record
CGCAUGCGCUCUGACAGAACCUGUCGCUCUCUAAUCUCACAGCAGAAUGGAUCCUCCGGUUGUGGUUCUACGCUUGCAGACCUGACGGAAGCCUCGUAUCUUCCUCACUAAAACUCGAUAUGGGAAAAGGCUGUAAAGUUGUGGUGUGCGGCCAGGCGGCUGUUGGAAAAACUGCUAUUCUGGAACAGCUGCUGUACGGAAACCACACUGUAGGGUCAGAGUCUAACGAGACACAGGAGGACGUGUAUGUGGCCUCUGUGGAAACCGACCGAGGUGUCAAGGAACAGCUCAGGCUCUAUGACACCAAGGGACUGAAUGAUGGACAAGACCUCCCUAAGCACUACUACUCAGUGGCAGACGGCUUUGUGCUUGUUUAUAGUGUUGACAGCUUGGAGUCUUUCAAGAGGGUGGACGUUCUGAAGAAAGAAAUAGAUAAGUCCAGAGAUAAAAAAGAGGUGAUGGUCAUAGUGCUGGGGAACAAAACAGACCUGCGGGAGCGUCGUCAGGUAGACCACGAGGCAGCACAGCAGUGGGCACGAGGCGAGAAGGUGAAGCUGUGGGAGGUGAGCGUCACUGAACGCACCUCGCUCAUCGAACCGUUCACCCAGCUCACCAGCCGCCUCACGCAGCCUCAGAGCAAGUCGGCCUUCCCUCUGCCUGGACGUAAAAGCAAGGGGACCCCAUCCAAUGACAUCUGACACACACUCCUUCCUGCGUUCACUCCCAGCAGCACGCUGUGGACGGGAUUUCGGUUUAACAGUGGGACUCGUUUAACCGUUUGGGAUUUUUGCUUGAUGACAUAAUUGAUGGCCUGCUUCAAGUACAGCCCUGGAGGAAGGAUGUGGUUACACAGGAACUCAUCUGAUACAGGAAUGUACAGUUUUUCUUUUUUUAACUUUUUAAGUGGUAACGACACGCUGGAAAUAUUCAGUAGGUUAUACAUCCUUCCAGCGCUGCUGCGUUCACUGAUCUCUGUACCUGCGCAGAAGCUCAGAAGAAUUUUAUGUAUUUUUAUUUAAGUUGUUUUUCUUCUGACUGCAGUUUCUCGUGCUUAUCAUGACCAUACGUCUGCCAAGUUUGGGGAUUGUGCCUGCUGUCGAUAAAACUACAGAUGGAUGCAGCCUCUAUGACAUCACCACUUCAUCAAAUCUCAUUAUGAAGCCGUAGAUGUGUCUUUGCUGUCAGCUCCUUAGGAUUUUGAAACUAAGGUGGUGACAGCGAGAGGUGGAGCUCACUGUAACACCACACCUCAAUGGCUAACAUGAUUGGCAAGUAGUUAGCUAAUGAGCUAGAAUAAUCAGAUUUUUAAACAGGUUAUGUGUCCACUAUGAAGUGACACUAAGUAAUCCAGAAGGUGUUUAUGGUCACAGACGGCUCUUUUCCAGGAAUGAGUGUCAUGAAAAAGAUCGUAGGUUUGAGGCCACGACCAUCUUUCAUGCUGUUUAUGAUUAAAACCUGUGCUCACACUUGUUCGUCCUUUGAGUUAGGCACCUUUGUAUGCUUGAAUGAUUCAUAGAUCAAUGUUAAACAGCAGAUCUGAAGAAAACCUUGAAAGAACUUCAGGAAGCCAUGAAUGAUCGCUCAGGAGUCUGGGAAUGAGGGGGGCUUCCGACCUUUGCACGGCACAUCUGGAGCUAAAAUGUCAGAAACAUCUCUGCUAUGUUGCUUAAAACUGCUCCUGUGAUGAUGAAAUGUUCUGUUGGAUGGAUCGAUCCUUUAUCGUCUGUACCUGUUAACGUGGACAGUGACUUUAACUGAACCAAAUAUUAGAGAGGUGUAGGUGUCAGGGCCCAAACCUGGUAGAGAAGCAGGCGUUGAAAGGCUGCGUGCGCACAGGUGAUCACACUGGGAGGUUCAAACCAUCUUAACAGUGGAGAACCAAAGAUUUGGGAGAGUUUGACCCCUAGCGUUACACAUUAAGCAGACGUGUUGUUAUUAGAUUACUCCUAUGAGUUACUGCUUUCAGAUUUGAGCUCUCCCUUCAAAAACAGGAAGCCAGUACAAACCUGUCGUUUCCCAUUCAGUGUGAACGCCGCGGCCUUCCUGUCCUCUGAUACGACUGCGGCAGUCAAGUAUGGCCUGGUAGCAAUAAUAGUCAUGGUACUGCCUUUACUCGUGAUGUACUGUUUCAUGAUGUUUCCUGUACACGCAGGAGUGCAGUCGGUUUAAUCCGACAGGGAUGUGUUUGCCUUUCUAACUUUAGACGUUGUUGAGAGGAAAUAUUUUUUUUAACUAAUUUAUUUUUGUCACUUUAUUGAGCCUCAUUCCUUUACUUGUGAAAAUGGUGAUGGAUGAAUGAUGAUCUGACGUGUCCUUAAAGUGUUUUAACAGUAAUAACAUUUAAUGUGCUGCUAGUAGAACAGAGGUGAAAUAUCAUACCACGCUAAUGUACUCUGCUCUGUAACAGUCUGAGGAUGCACUGAAUAAAAUGUAGCCCCUUCA